Ilyonectria robusta is the source of this 913-nucleotide messenger RNA. RefSeq lists its product as uncharacterized. The record is from RefSeq and is a predicted model, not a curated record. The transcript is spliced from 3 exons. Lineage: Eukaryota; Fungi; Ascomycota; Sordariomycetes; Hypocreales; Nectriaceae. The coding region runs from base 1 to 594 and encodes 197 amino acids.
AUGCGCCUCGUGUCGCAAUGCCUUGGGAGGGAAAGACAAUGCGCUAGGAGUUACCCAACAUGGGCGACGAGCGAAUCUCGCGUGGUCUUGGCUGGCAUCUUGCAUCCUCAUGGGUUCUCCAUACAACUCCAUAUCUCCAAUUCUCCAUUGUGCUCCUCUGAAAGGUGGACCGGGCUGGCCCAGGCCUCCCUCUCCCGCACCAGCAUCACAUGCGAGCGGAGCCUGGGUGUACACGGACUGCGAACGCUCACCGACACACCGAACGAGCAACCCGUGCCUGUCUGCUCGGCAGCUGCCGGGACCUGGGGUCGUAAGAAACCGGAUUUACAGAGUCACAAGCCAGGAGAACGCGGUGAUGUACGUGAUUGCGCGCAGCAGACACCUGAAUAUCAGGAUGAACUGCGUUUGUGCUGGGUGAAGGGAACAGAGGUGAGGGGGUAUAUAAUUGGUCCGUGUGCUUGCGGUCCCCGUACACCGAUGCAGAUAAUCGUGGGUACAUACCUUGUCAAGCCCGACUCCAUCGUCAAGCGUCAAGAGUCAUCAAGCCAGGGCAGCGAGUUGUGUGCGCGGCGGCGGGGGUUGGCGCCCUUGUAAAACCUCAGGGAUUCCAGACCCAAUGCCGGGCGCCCGGAGAAACGCCGUGGAUGGGGAAAAGUUGGAGCAAUCAAUUGAUGACGACAGAAGGUGGGCUGAAAGCUGUUGCACCCUUUUCUUGGAUGCAGGUGUGCGCCGCGAGCUUGGGCCAGUGUUCGGUGUAUCCGUCAUCCAUGUAGGUGUGAAGGCGAACACGACUAGGGAUGUCCGAGGGGCAAAGAGACAAAAAUAGAGGAUGAGUGUAUGCUGAAUGAGAAUCAGUAGCCGGCAUUCCAUGCUUGACUGAUAUCAAUAUUCAGCAGGCCGGAUCUCGCAGACU